Messenger RNA from Rhodotorula graminis WP1, 1966 nucleotides. RefSeq lists its product as uncharacterized. The record is from RefSeq and is a predicted model, not a curated record. Lineage: Eukaryota; Fungi; Basidiomycota; Microbotryomycetes; Sporidiobolales; Sporidiobolaceae. The coding region runs from base 31 to 1893 and encodes 620 amino acids. The transcript is spliced from 10 exons. Gene Ontology annotation, biological process: protein folding; protein peptidyl-prolyl isomerization. Gene Ontology annotation, molecular function: protein binding; peptidyl-prolyl cis-trans isomerase activity.
GACGACGACUCGGACGACGAUGUCGGGCCCAUGCCCCUCCCCGCCGCCGAGGCAGAGGUCGCGGCCAAGAAGCGCAAGGUCCUCAAGCACGAGAAGCUGUACCUCGACCACCUCCCGGCCUCGGACCGCUACUACAAGUCGUUCAUGCACCGCGACACGCUCGCCCACGUCGCCGUCACCAAGACCAACUUUGUCCUGACGGCCUCGAUCGACGGCGUCCUCAAGUUCUGGAAGAAGCAGGCCGACGGCAUCGAGUUUGUCAAGCUGUACCGCACCCACCUCGCGCCCAUCGUCAGCGUCGGCGUGUCGGACGACGGCAAGAGCUGCGCGAGCCUCGGCGCCGACUCGGGCGGCAAGACGGCUGAGGGGCUCGACGUCAAGGGCAGCGCGAAGGUGUUUGACGUCGAGAAUUUUGACAUGAUCAACAUCCUCAAGCUGCCGUACGCGCCGCGCACGUGCGCGUGGGUCCACGGCCGCAACGACGGGCGCACGCUCCUCGCCGUGUCCGACUUUGACUCGUCGGCGAUCCGCAUCUACGACGGCCGCGGCGACGGCAAGCCGCUGCACACCCUGUCGUCGCUCCACCGCGAGAGCGUCCACCUCAUGGCCUACAACGCGCUGUACGACACGGUCAUCUCGGUCGACGUCGGCGGCAUGGUCGAGUACUGGGAGCCGACCGAGCCGUUCGAGAAGCCCGAGCGCGUCGCGUGGACCAACAAGGCCCAGACGAGCCUGUACGAGUUCAAGAAGACCAAGUCGACGCCGGUCGCGCUCACCCUGUCGCCGACCUACGACUCGUUCGCGAUCCUGUCUCUGCCCGACCUGCGCCUCACGACCUUUACGUUCCUCACGGCCAAGCUCCACCGCGCGUACGACGAGUCGCUCCAGGCGGUGCAGGAGAUGCAGCAGGCGGGCACGGCCGGCGUCGCGCUCGACUCGAUGGAGUUUGGGCGCAGGCUCGCCGUCGAGCGCGAGUUGGAGAAGGGGGCGCUCGAGAGUGUCAGGGAGGGGAGGGCGGGCAGCACGGCGAGCGUCGGGCAGCCGGUGUGGGACGAGGGCGGCAAGUUUGUCCUGUACCCGACCAUGCUCGGCAUCAAGGUCGUCAACACGGUGACGAACAAGGUGGCGCGGAUACUCGGCAAGGACGAGACGGUGCGGUUCAUCAACAUUGCGCUGUACCAGGGCCUGCCGAUCAAGAAGGGCGUCACGACCAUCGCCAUGGCCACGUCCGAGAACCCGCUCCUCGCCCCAAAGGACGAGCGCGACCCGACCUUGUUCUGCACGGCGUGGAAGCGCCCGAGGUUCUACCUCUUUACCCGCUCCGAGCCCGAAGACAAGGCCGGCGAGCGCGACGUGUACAACGAGAAGCCGACGCGCGACGAGAUGACGGUCGCCGCACCCGCCGCCACCUCGGCCGCGUCGCUCGCGAGGCGCGCCGUCAUGCACACGACGCUCGGCGACAUCAAGCUCGAGCUGUUCCCGGACCAGGUCCCCAAGACGGUCGAGAACUUUGUCGGGCUCGCGAAAAAGCACUACUACGACGACGUCAUCUUCCACCGUGUCAUUCCCAAAUUCAUGAUCCAGACGGGCGACCCUCUCGGCGACGGCACGGGCGGCGAGUCGCUGUGGGGCGGCACGUUCGAGGACGAGUUCCACCCCUUGCUCAAGCACGACCGGCCGUACACGCUCAGCAUGGCCAACGCGGGCCCAAAGACCAACGGCUCGCAGUUCUUCCUCACGUGCGUGCCGUGCCCGUGGCUCGACAACAAGCACACCGUCUUUGGCCGAGCAACGGCCGGCUUUGACGUCAUCCACAACAUCGAGAACGCGCGGGCCGACAAGGGUGACAAGCCCCUGAAGGACAUCUCGAUCUCCAGCAUCACGGUCGAGUAGAACACGAGGAGCUCUCUCUCUCUCUCGGUUGUAGAUGAGUCACAGCCGGGUGUAACGAUGAAGAGACACUCGA